Molecule: messenger RNA, 4394 nt
Organism: Carica papaya (papaya)
Lineage: Eukaryota; Viridiplantae; Streptophyta; Magnoliopsida; Brassicales; Caricaceae
Source: RefSeq, a predicted model, not a curated record
CCUUCCCUAUUCCGUACAUGUGUUUUUUAAGAGUAGAAGAGCAUUCCCGCUGGACUCGCUAAAGGCUGGACCCUUCUGUUACCUCCAUUUUCUUGGCCUUCAAAAACCUGCUCUUCUUUCUCCCUCUCAUUCGCUUCUUUUCCACCUAAUCCCACUUGCUUAACUAUCUAAUCAAACCCUUCUGCUCUGUCUCCUCUUCUCUCUCUACUCGUCACUGUUCUAAGAUGGAUGGCCAAGAUCAGAGAAAGAACCAUUUUGCAGGGAGUGAGAACCAUGGAGUUCAUGUCUGCAGCAAAUGCGGCUGGGCGUUUGCUAACUCGCAUCCCAGUGCAAAGCAAAGGCGUGCGCAUAAAAAGAUCUGUGGAAAACCUAAAGGGUACCAGCGAGUUGACUCAGGGGAAGGUGGAAGUGCUCAUGGAGUUGUUUCCGACGAUGAGCACUUCUCUGAUGAAGAUUAUAAAACCCCUAGUCCAAAAGUUGUGGAUAAAAGUAAUAAUGUGAAGGCUAUUAGUGAAACUGGUGGAACACAGAACAAAUUGCUGGAUGAAGUACUCAGAGAUUCAGUUGUGGAAUUUUCUCCCGGUGUUGAAGAAAAAACGAAGGGGAAUACAGAACUAGCAGUGGAAAGAAGUGCUAAGAAUGAUCAGGAUGCUGUACAAUCUCUUGAGGAUAUUGAUGGUCGAAAUGGUUCUAUAUGUGACUUAUACCUGUUCAAAUCUGAAAUUCCGGCAGAUACAUCACAACAAAUUAAGAGGUUUGAUUCUGGUUGUACAGAAAGCACAACUACAUUUGUGGGGAUAGAGACUGAUUCAAGAGAAAAUGAAGAUAUCAAGCUAGAAAGUUGCCAAGUGGAUGUUGUCCCCUCUGAGGUAGUGUCAGAGAAGGCAAAGGAGAUAACCUCAGAUUCUGUGUCGAUUGAUGAAUGUAUUAGAUCAAAUAAGGAGCAUGUAGAUCAUGCAAAUACUUUGAUUGAUGCUGCCCAAACUAUGACAUAUGAAGCUCCAGGAACCGACUUUUCCACUUCGAUUAAUUCAAUUGAGGGUUACAAUGGAAAUAAAGAAGCAAAUGAAAAUGUAAUCAUGCUUUCUGUGCCUGAUGAUGUACCUGUGGUCGACCAAGCUGGCCUUAUGGUUGAAGACUUUGAAGACCAUAAGGGAGUGAAAUUAUGUAAGUCUUUAUUAGUAGAUUCGUGUGAAACAAUCAGGGAUGAAGGAGGUGAAACUAAAAAUCCCAAUAAUGAGAAUGGUACUAAUAUUCACUCUGGAGAACUGAGUGAGCAUAUCGAAGUCUCUGCUUCUGGUAUGCAUGUUUUGGAAGAUGACUGUAAACAUGAAGGUGGGAAUGACAAGGCUGUAGUCAAUGAGGGGAAUGAGAGUGCAAUUUAUCACUUUGGAGGACCAAGUGAAGGAAUUGGAGUCUAUUCAUCGGGUAUGCAUGGUUUGGAAUAUGACCAUAACCAUGAAGGUUGGAGUGACAAGCCAGUGAUCGACGAGGGGAGUGAUAGUGUAAUUGUUCUUUCUGUGCCUGAUGAUGUUCCUGUGGAUGACCAUGCUGAGGUCAUGCUUGAGGACUUUAAAAACCACAAGGGAGUGAAAUUGGAGCAGUUUUUAUUGGUAGAUUCAUGUGAAACAAUUGAGUAUACAAAAGGGGGAAAAGAUGCACCUGAUAAUGAGAAGGUCAUCACGAGUGUCUACUCUGGAAAACAGAGUGAAAGCUCUGAGGUCUCUGCAUCAGUUUUGCAUGUUUCGGAAGGUGGCCAUAAACAUGAAGGUGGGAAUGAUAAGCUUGUGGUCAACGAAGGGAAUAAGAAUGAAAUUGUGCUUUCUGUGCCUUAUGAUGUUCCUGUGGCUGACCAUACUGAACUCAUGCUUAAAAACUUCAUAGACCACAAGGAGAAAGUGGGGCUAUCUUUAUUGUUAGAUUCAUGGGCAACAAACGCACCUGGUAACAAGAAUGUCAGUAGUGUCCCCUAUGGAAAACCGAGCGAAGGCACAAAGGUCUCUGCACCAGUUAUGCAUGUUGUGGGAGAUGGCCAUAAACAUGAACAUGGAGAUGAUGAUCAUAUGGCCAAUGAAGGGAAUAAGAACGUAAUUGUACUUUCUGUGCUUGAUGAUGUUCCUGAGGUUGAUCAUGCUGAGCUCAUGCUUGAAGAUUUCAAAGACCACAAUCGAGUGAAAUUGGAUCAGUCUUUAUCGGUAGAUGAAUGUGAAACGAUUAAGGAUGGGAAAGGUGAAGCAGAAGCACCCAAUAAUGAGAAUGUUAGUAGUGUCUACUCUGGCGAACCGAGUGAAGGCUCUCAGGUUUCUGCAUCAGUUAUGCAUGUUUCUGAGGAUGACCAUAAAAAUGGAGGUGCAAAUGACAAACUUAUGAACAAAGAAGGGAAUAAGAAUAUGAGUCUUCUUUCUGUUCCUAAUGGUGCUCCUGUGGCUGACCACAAUGAGCUCUUGCUUAAAGACUUUAAAGAACAUAAGGGAGUUGAGUUGCCUCAGUCUAUAUCAGUAGAUUCAUGUGAAACAAUCGAGGAUUCAGAGGGUGAAACAAAAGCUCCUGAAGGUGAGAAUGUUCCUUGUGUCCACUCUGGAGAACUAAGUGAAGACAAUGAGGUCUUUUCAUCAGUUAUGCUUAUGUUGGAAAAUGACCAUAAACAUGAAGGUGGAAAUGCCGAUCUCAUGGUCAAAAAACUCGGUGUGGUUAAAGGAUUAGAUGAAGAAGCAGCCCAGGACGAUGCUUAUACAAUUGAGAUAAAGAAAGGUAAGGAAAUUCUUUGCUUGCUUGAAGGACAGCAGACUUAUGAUAUUUGUGACAAUUCGCUGCAGAAAGGUUCCUCAGAAACUGUCAUGGAAGUUUUACCUGAUACAGGUGCAGAAGUCAACCUUAUAACCAACUUUCCAAACACUGAUAAUUCUGGAAGUCAUGAAAUGGCUGGGGUUGAAAUAUGUGAUACUGUUAAACAUGAUGAUGGCAAGACAUUUGAAGGGGAAACUGGUGCAGAAAGCAAAAUUUCUUGUAGUCUCUCUUUGUCUGAAGUUAAUCCAUCAUCAGACAUGCUCAAUGUCAAUAAUGGGGAUGAUGCUGGUGAUUGUGGAAAGUAUAUGAUUGAAAAAAGUGAUGUGGCCAGGGUUAAAAGUCAAACAGUACCUGAGGAUUUGGAUGGAGUUUCAGACAUCACACUGGAUUUCAGAGAAGAUCUAGUUGACAGCAAGGGAAGAGACCAAGCGAAUGCAGAUUUUAUCAACAUGGCAACUGAAUUACGUUGUCAUGAAGAUGAUUUAUUACAGAAAUCUCAUGCAGAGGCAAUGACUAAAGGACCACGUCUUUUUUCUUCUGAUGCCGAACCUUCUAUUUCAAGUUCUGCAGCUGUUGAAGAUAACCGUACCAGAGAAUUUGGAGGGGAUGCUUUUGGGUUCUGUUCACAGCCCACACAGUGCAAGGACGAUAAUGGAUUUUUUAAAUAUCAACAUGGCACAUACCCAACUGACCUUUCAAUUGACUCAAAUAGCCAAACUGAUAGUGUAGAAGCCAACUGGGGAUCGGUUUCAGUGCUUUCAUUGCAAUCGGAUACACUGACUGCCAUUGAUGCUGAAACUGAGAAAGCAAACUCGGAGAAGCCAAAAGGCGGAUAUGAGGGACAACAAAGUGACAAAUCGGAUGUAUUUGAACCACCCUCCUUCAUGACAUUGGUUGAACCUCGCGGUGAGGAUCACCAUAAAGUAGCUGGUUCUGAAAUGCAAGCAGAUCAGAAACCACACCAGCCAAAAGCUUCAGUUUUGCAAGCGGGUUGGUUCCCUUCUCUUACGAACGUUGUGAAUGAGUCACAAGGGAGAAAAAAGAACGAAGAGAUCAUUGCCAAGGUAACAAACUGGAGCACGGGGAAGCACCAUGCUCCCCUGAAGAAUCUUUUAGGUGAGGCCAGUAACGAAGCCAGACCAAGAUCACUGGAUAUGAUGGAAUAUAGAGUUCCGUUGAUUCAAAAAGGAGAAGAUUCAGCCAGAGAGGCCACCAGUCUCUCCGCCCCAAAAGUGAUAUCAAUCAUGGGUCGUGAGUCCUCUGCUGAGCCUGGGAAGCGAGAAAUGGUAGGGGAGGAGUGGAAUUCUCCAGCAAGGUAUCCGACAGACAUAAAAAGAGAGAAGAGGAAAGUGAAGGGGAGAUCGUACUGGGUACAAUUCGUGUGCUGCUCAUCAAGGAACUAGGAUGGGAUUAUGAAUGUAUAGAAAUUUAGAAACAAAAAUGGGGGAUGCUACUUUGUUAGAGGCUCUUCUGAUUGAUGAACGGAACAUUGCCCCUGUCUGCAACAUUUUCUUCUAUACACCGGUAUCAUAUCAUUGAUUUGCAUUAUUAAAAUACCAUUAUGUACUUGUGUUGCUUUGACCGGGGGAAGCUUUUGGAGAUGAUUA